Molecule: messenger RNA, 3611 nt
Organism: Mirounga angustirostris (Northern elephant seal)
Lineage: Eukaryota; Metazoa; Chordata; Mammalia; Carnivora; Phocidae
Gene: ALDH8A1
Product: aldehyde dehydrogenase 8 family member A1
Exons: 7
Coding region: 2052-3611 (519 amino acids)
Biological process (GO): retinoic acid metabolic process
Molecular function (GO): retinal dehydrogenase (NAD+) activity
Source: RefSeq, a predicted model, not a curated record
GGCGUCUCUUCCCUGGUACUAGGUGUUACUGUUGCCUGGGUCCCUCAGCUGGACCCGCCCCUCUCUCAGCCUUCUAACCCAAUGUAACCAUUUCCUUGUAUAGACUUUGAAACACCCACAUAGUUUCUAUGUUCUGGAACAGACCCUUGGCUGUGUGCAGUGUUGUAUUUGUCCAUGUAUGUAUCUUUUUAUUUAUGUGUAACCAGGUAUUUAACAGAGGCACAUCCAAAUGACCCCAAAUCACUAACACGAGGGAAAGGAAAAAGAAAAGUCACCUGGAAAAGGAAAGGUUAAGAAUUUUAGGCUGAGAAAAAAAAAUUUUCGUCUUUAAACUUCUUCCCUGCUUCUUACUGGGUAGGGAGAAGGAGCCUCAAGAAUUUGGCCCUGUUAAAUAAAAUGAGUUCUAAUGCCAAAGUUUCUGCAGAGGCUUUGAGUUGCAAAGGAGAAAAGACCAGGGGGGUUGGUCCUUUGUUCAGCAGGCCAUCAUAGGUCAGUUUUAGAUUUGCAGAGAGGCCUGAAGCUUCAUUGCUCAGGGAACAGAGAGUCUCUUGCUUUGCAUUGGCGAUCUGCAAGAAUUUUGGAGAUUCUUAGAGAGAUACCAAUGAAGGCGGGAGUGGGGAGGGCCUGAGGACGUGCACAACCAGCAAAUAUCCCAAAUGACCAAUGAAUUUAGAAUAUCGAUAUCUCACAUUUGACUAAAUUUUAACUACAAAAGUUACAUAUUGAUAUAGGGUCACCAUAUCGUAUUCAAGAAAUUUAAAACCACAUGGAGUAAAAAAAGGAAGAAACCCUCAUUUCCCCACUUUCAUCCCCCUCCAGCAGGCGUCCAAGGAGAUCCUGUUGUGUAUAUUAUCCACUAACUUUCUUUUUUCACUUAACAGUACAUCUUCCAAUGGCUAAAUAACAUUCCUUAUCUGGGUAUCACGACUCAUUAUAAUGUCAGUUGGUAUGCAUUUCUCUUGUUUCCGAUUUUGAAAUUACCAUAAAAAGCGAUGCCUUGUGACUUACCUACUUGCACUGGAGCAAGAAAUUCAGUGGGAGAGAUUCUGAGAAGAAGAAUUACUAGCCUCAACGUGGGCACAUUUAAAAUGCUGACACGGCCAGACUGCCCUAAGCCGGGUUCUGUGAAGCCUCCUGUCAGCGGAGUAGGAGAGCACCUGCUUUUCCACAUCCGCACACAGAGCAGAGAGUAGAGAUCUUUUAAAAUGUUUUCUACUUUGGGGAAUCAGGGCACCUCUUUGUAUUUCACGUUCCCUUGAUUAACAAUGAGGCGGAGUACCUCUCAUGCCUUCAUUAGCCAAUUGCAUCUCUUUUGCUAUGAAUUGCUUUUUUUAUAGCCUUUGCUUAUUUUUUUUUCAAUUGGAUUGUCCAUUUCCCUUACCAGUUUAUAGAAAUUCUCACAUGCAUCGUGCUAUGCAUCCCCGUGUGUUUCCUAUAUCCAUGCAUAGACUGGCUUGUGUCCUUACUGGAGUGGCACAGCUGGGAGAAUGUGAGCUGCUGGUUUCGGGAUGGAGGGACUGUUCACGGAGAAGGCAGCCAUGGUCAAGAGAAACAGACGAGAGAUGGAAAGAGGGAGUCUGUCUUCAAUCACCUCUGUGGGGUGAGGGCUGUGAUGUGUUGAGGGAAAUCACAUGAUUUGGAGAUAAACGGAUUAAAGUUCAUUCCUUACUAACUGCGAUUUUGGACAAAUUAACUUCUUAAGGCUCAGUUCCUUGUACUGUACAGGAGAUUUAAUGACAUUCACUUUAUAUAGGAUUGUUGUGUGGAAUAAAUGAGCAAAUUCAUGUCAAGGACUUGCUUCAGGGUCUGGCCCUCCAUGUUUGAGCAGUAAACAGUUUAUAGUGUGAACCCAAUAAAAGGAGACACAGAGGUGCCUUCUAACAUUUCAAAGGGCCAUGGACACAAGCUGAUGUUAGCUUACCAUAUUAUUAUCCCUUUCUCAUAAUGUACUGGAAGUCUGUGAAAUACUCCCGAAUACUCUUUGCUCAGAGUUUGGAGACUGGAACAUAGUCCUGAGUGUCAGGCCACCUCCCACUUCCACCGAUUGGCAAAUGAGGACUUUGGGGCUGGAGGUGAGGACGGGGCUCACUCAGGGUAGGGAACUGUGCGGGGGAACUGAAGGGAGAAAGGCAGAAGUUGUCUCCACCAUGGCUGGAACAAAGGCACUUCUGACACUGGAAAACUUCAUUAAUGGAAUGUUUGUACCUUGUAACUCCUAUAUCGAUUCUUAUGAUCCAUCUACGGGGGAUGUAUACUGCAGAGUGCCAAACAGUGGAAAAGAAGAGAUUGACGCCGCGGUGGAGGCGGCCAGAGCAGCCUUCCCCGGCUGGGCGGCCCGGAGCCCGCAGGAGCGCUCGCAGGUGCUGCACCGGCUGGCCGAUCUGCUGGAGCAGUCCCUGGAGGAAUUGGCGCAGGCGGAAUCCAGGGACCAAGGGAAAACCAUAACACUGGCAAGAACCAUGGACAUUCCCCGGUCUGUGCAGAACUUCCGGUUCUUCGCCUCCUCCAUCCUGCACCACACAUCAGAGUGCACGCAGAUGGACCACGUGGGCUGUCUGCACUACACGGUGCGGGCCCCUGUGGGGAUCGCCGGUCUGAUCAGCCCCUGGAAUUUGCCACUCUACUUGCUGACCUGGAAGGUGGCACCAGCCAUUGCUGCUGGCAAUACGGUGAUAGCCAAGCCCAGCGAGCUGACUUCGGUGACUGCGUGGAUGAUGUGCAAACUCCUGGAGAGAGCAGGUGUCCCACCAGGUGUGGUAAAUAUUGUGUUUGGGACAGGGCCCAGGGUCGGCGAGGCCCUGGUGUCCCAUCCGGAGGUACCCCUCAUUUCCUUCACGGGGAGCCAGCCCACAGCCGAGCGGAUCACACAGCUGAGUGCUCCCUACUGCAAGAAGCUCUCCCUGGAGCUGGGGGGCAAGAAUCCCGCUAUCAUCUUUGAGGACGCCAACCUGGAAGAGUGCAUUCCAACGACUGUCAAGUCCAGCUUCGCCAACCAGGGUGAAAUCUGCCUCUGUACCAGCAGAAUCUUUGUCCAGAAGAGCAUCUAUAGUGAAUUUCUGGAGAAGUUCGUAGAAGCUACCAGAAUGUGGAAAGUUGGCAUUCCCUCUGAUCCGUCGGCCAGCAUGGGAGCUCUAAUAAGUAAAGCUCAUUUGGAGAAAGUCAGAAAUUACAUCAAAAAAGCCCGGAUGGAAGGGGCCCAGAUUCUGUGUGGUGAGGGGGUGGACACAUUGAGCCUCCCCCGCAGGAAUCAAGCAGGAUACUUUAUGCUUCCCACAGUGAUAACAGACAUUAAGGAUGAAUCUUGCUGCAUGAAGGAAGAGAUAUUUGGGCCAGUGACAUGUGUUGUCCCCUUUGAUAGUGAAGAGGAAGUGAUUCAAAGAGCCAACAGCGUUAAAUACGGACUGGCAGCCACAGUGUGGUCCAGCAACGUGGGCCGUAUCCACCGGGUGGCUAAGAAGUUGCAGUCAGGCUUGGUCUGGACCAACUGCUGGCUCAUCAGAGAGCUCAACCUGCCUUUUGGGGGGAUGAAGAGUUCUGGGGUAGGUCGAGAAGGAGCCAAGGACUCUUAUGAAUUUUUCACUGAAAUCAAAACCAUCACCAUUAAACACUGA